Lytechinus variegatus (green sea urchin) is the source of this 2061-nucleotide messenger RNA. RefSeq names its product lysoplasmalogenase-like protein TMEM86A. The record is from RefSeq and is a predicted model, not a curated record. Gene Ontology annotation, cellular component: membrane. NCBI's taxonomy places the organism in Eukaryota, Metazoa, Echinodermata, Echinoidea, Temnopleuroida, Toxopneustidae. The coding region runs from base 75 to 809 and encodes 244 amino acids. The transcript is spliced from 2 exons.
CUACGAAUUUCCGUAGAGAGGAUUGUUAAUCUUUUUCUAAUUCUAUUCCAGGCUGAGGCUGAACUUCUGAAGUCAUGCAUGUGAUCAAGAUGUUCAAAGUUGAUGUUGCCAGAGCAGUAUGUCCCAGACUCAUCCCAUUCAUCAACGGAACCAUCCUCUACUUUCUGCUCCGACCGGAACCCUCGUGGCUGGCCAUCGCUUGCAAGUGUCUCCCGAUCCUCUGCCUCUGCGGCUUCGUCAUACACGAGAUUUACCUCUUCUGCAAGCAAGGGUUUUCGGUCUUUCCAAAGUACCAUCUUGCAAUCCUAACCGGUCUUGUCCUGUCCUGCAUAGGCGAUGGUUGUCUCGUCUACGUCAACCAAUACUUCAUCCACGGACUUCUCUUCUUUGCGCUGGCGCAUGUCAUGUACAUCUUUGCGUUUAGUUUUGGUACAAACCCGAUCAAACCCUCCAUUCUGGUGCCCUUGAUGCCCUUUGCUGGGGUCGUCUACGGCUUCCUCUACCCAGGUUUUGCCGCAUACGAACUUACAUUCCUCGGGGCCCUGUACAUCAUCCUCAUCAUGCUCAUGCUGUGGAGGGCGAUCGCCCGGGUCCAGUUUGCGGAGAACCUCUGGACAUGGACCAAAAUGGCCGCCGGGAUAGGCGCGGUCCUGUUCUGUAUCUCGGACCUGGUCCUGGCGACGAAUAUGUUCCGCAGCGCUAUCCCAUCAUCCCAGUCCAUCGUCAUGACAACCUAUUACACAGCUCAGCUAGGAAUGGCGAUGUCAGUUGUCAGCCAUGGACACGUUAUUGAAAAGAAAGAGAAAUAAGCCUGUCUUCCAAGACAUUGUACUUAGAAUCCCUAUUUUCAUACCUAAUAAAUGCUGCUUAAUAUUUUAAAAUAUAUAUUGCGACUUACAUUUAUUUAGAAAUAAAAAAGAAAAAAGUCUUGCUCUGUUUGUAAUAUAAUAUAUUGCAAUAUAUAUGAAGGUAGAAUAUAACUUGCAUUUUAUCACAUUGCACAAAUUAUUUUUGCAUAAACAGUAAAUAUAUAUUAAAGUAAUGUGCAUUUUUUUUAAAUGUAAUCCAUAAAGAUUGUGUCUUUUGUUUAGUGUGCUCUUAUACAACAUGUAGAUUUUUAAGAUCCAUCAGUUUCACCAAAUCAUCAGGGCAUCCCUGUUUGGUCUUCCAUACUGAUUUAUUAUUCAUUGGUUUAUUUCAUUUCUCUUUCAAUUAUUCAAUUGCAAAUAAUAAUGAUAAUGAUACUUAUAAAGCGCCUAAUUAUUUCUUUAUCAAAGGCCAAAAAAUUCUAUAUGAAGCACUCUACAAUAAAUCAGAAAUACUAAACAAAUCAAUGAUACAAAAACAAGUGAACUUACAGAAAUUUGUGAGUGGGUAGUAUGGAUCAUACUUAAACGAAAUACAUCAUCAUUUCUCAAAUAAAGUAUCAAAAUUUUAAGAUUUAUGUUUGAGUGUUUUGUGGUCUGAUCAUGGUGCCUAUAUAUGUACUUACAUGUACAUGUACAGCUUGUUCAUGUUUUCACUAGUUAGGAAUAAGCAAUUGUUCAACAUCAAUUAUUCGCAAUGGGCAAUUCUUCAUGAAAAAAGAAUCAUCUCACUCUAUAUGUGUCAAGUUGUCAACCAAAGUGAAAACAAACCAAAAGUAAUUAGCCACUACACAAAUCUUUGGAUACAACAUUUUUGCUACAUAUGACAGUCUAUACAAGUAUAUUGUUUUGUGAAAAAAUGAAAUUGUAUCAAUUUCAGGUCAUUAUAUCGGAAAGAGUAAACACCGUAUACCACAAUAUCUGAAAAGAUUGUAUUGAUUGUAGACAAUUUUUCUAAUGGUAUUCUCGUGUAGUGUUCUGAAAAGAAAGGAUUAGGAACACAUGUACAAGUAGUCGACAACAAGAGUAAAAUUAUACAAUAUAUAUAUAUAUAAUGUCCAUCAUUAUCAUCAUUAUGUGCACAAUGUGAUUUUUUCACAACUCGCCUAGUUAGCUUUACAUAUGAAAGGUCAAGUCCACCCCAGAAAAACAUUGAAUUGGAUAAAUAAAGAAAAUUCAAGCAAGCAUAAUGCUG